AUGAGAGACGCGUCGUGGAGAAAUGUCUCUGAAGUUCUGUCGGAGCUGGACGGGACAGGUGAGGAGGAGGAGGAGGAGGAGAGGGAGGGAGGCGCAGGGAGCGGCGGUGUGCGCGUCCUCGUCGGCUGCGUCCUGUUCCUGCUCAUCGUGUCCACCUUGCUCGGGAACACGCUCGUGUGCGCGGCCGUGGUGAAGUUCCGCCACCUCCGCUCCAAAGUCACAAACUUCUUCGUCAUCUCAUUGGCUGUUUCCGACCUGUGCGUGGCCGUGCUCGUGAUGCCGUGGGAGGCCAUCACCGAGGUCACAGGCACGUGGCUGUUCGGACGCUUCUGUGGCGUGUGGAUCGCCUUCGACAUCAUGUGCUCCACCGCCUCCAUCCUCAACCUCUGCAUCAUCAGCGUCGACCGCUACUGGGCCAUCGCCAGCCCGUUCAAGUACGAGCGGAAGAUGACCCAUCGCGUGGCGUUCGUCAUGAUCGGGGUCGCGUGGACGCUGUCCAUCCUCAUCUCCUUCAUCCCAGUGCAGCUCAACUGGCACCAGGCGGGCGAGGAGGGCGAGAUGAUGGAGGAGGAGGUGGUGGCAGUGAUGGCCGCCUUAAUGAACAGCAGCACCGGGGCCAAGAGCUGUGUCGCAAACUUAAACAGAACCUACGCCAUCUCCUCAUCCUUCAUCAGCUUCUACAUCCCCGUGGUGAUCAUGAUCGCCACCUACACCCGCAUCUACCGCAUCGCUCAGACCCAAAUCCGUCGCAUCAUGUCUUUGGAGCGGGCGGCGGAGCAGGCACAGAACCAAGGCCACAGCGUGAACCAGCAGCACAGGCCCAACGACGAAGCCUCGCUGAAGUCGUCGUUCAAGAAGGAAACCAAAGUCCUGAAGACGCUCUCCAUCAUCAUGGGCGUCUUCGUCUUCUGCUGGCUGCCGUUCUUCGUCCUCAACUGCACCGUCCCCUUCUGUGAUCCGCCUUGCGUCAGCGACACCACCUUCACCGUCUUCGUCUGGUUCGGCUGGGCCAACUCGUCCCUCAACCCCGUUAUUUAUGCUUUCAACGCGGACUUCCGCCGGGCCUUCGCCACCAUUCUCGGUUGCAAUAGGAUCUGUUCAAACAACGCGGUGGAGGCGGUGAACUUCAGUAACGAGCUUGUUUCCUAUCAGCACGACACGACCCUCCACAAGGAGGCGCUGGUCCCUGUGCAACAGCAGCAGCAUCCUUGCAGUAUUAAUGCCGGCUGUGACCACCUGGAGGACGUGAGCGCACAGUUUGACGAGGAGUCGCUCGUGUCUAGCGGCUCUCGGAGCCACAACAGACUCCUGCGGCUUCCUGCUGCCGUCCGGUUCGAGGAUGACCCGGAGAUCUCCUUGGAAACGAUCUCGCCGUUCACCUCGGUGGCCGGGCCGGAGAGUGGCGCUCCGAUACCUGGACAGGUGCAGCAGGUUGGAUAGAACAGAACUACACAGGGAUUUUCACUGUGCCUCCUUCAAAAUAAAAGAAAGAACUUCAGUUGGGAUGAAAUCUGAUUUGUUCCCCAGAACAUUAAGAAAAAACAUGAACCAUCUAAAUUACCGAAUGU
This is a messenger RNA of Paralichthys olivaceus (Japanese flounder), 1568 nucleotides long. Its product is annotated as D(1)-like dopamine receptor. NCBI's taxonomy places the organism in Eukaryota, Metazoa, Chordata, Actinopteri, Pleuronectiformes, Paralichthyidae. Gene Ontology annotation, molecular function: G protein-coupled receptor activity. Gene Ontology annotation, biological process: adenylate cyclase-activating adrenergic receptor signaling pathway. Gene Ontology annotation, cellular component: plasma membrane. The record is from RefSeq and is a predicted model, not a curated record.